UAUAUACUCUAGUAGUCUUUUAUGUGUGGAACAUCUAACUACUAACGAUGCUCGCUGUUCGUUGCUCCUCCUGCGUUCUUCGUGGACCAAACUCAACGGCUACAGCCCUUGUUAGGAGAACUGAGCAUGCCCAUUUCUCCGGGAAACUAGCUACUCCUCUUAUGGUGAACACCCGAGAUUUUGCAUCACAUAGAGAUAAUAGGGGUAUAACAUUUGGGACUUCUAAUAAUGGCAUCCAUUCCGGACAUAACAAACCAGAUUCUUUUGGGGUGGAGGUGGUGGCUCAAACUGCUCUUAGACUAGUUGUAAAUGAAUCAUUCACUUCACGUACGUCAGGUAUGAUGAAAUUUGGGAUUCCAGUGGAGCUUGUUGUCACUAAUUUAUUAGUGAUGGCAACACCUUUCGAAGCCAUGGCAGAGAGCUGCGAAGCAGACCAGUCUCUAUUCAGCAUGAACAUGCCUUUGCUGCUGAUUGUUGCUUUAAUUGGGGCUACUGUUGGAGGACUACUUGCUCGGCAAAGAAAAGGAGAACUACAACGUCUGAAUGAACAAUUGAGACAGAUUAAUGCAGCCUUGAAGAGGCAAGCAAAGAUCGAAUCAUACGCACCCAGUUUAAGUUAUGCUCCUGUUGGAACCACUAAGAUAGCUGAGAAUCAAGUGAUUGUUGAUCCAAGAAAACAGGAUUUGAUAUCACGUUUGAAAAACGGAAAGAACUUCUUAAGAAAUCAAGAUCCAGAUAAGGCAUAUCUUGAGUUCAAAACUGCUCUGGAACUUGCUCAAACCAUCAAAGAUCCCAUAGAGGAAAAGAAGGCUGCAAGAGGAUUAGGAGCAUCGCUGCAGAGGCAGGGUAAAUUUAGGGAAGCCAUUAAGCAUCAUUCCAUGGUUUUAUCAAUUUCAGAGAAAGAAGGGGAGGAUUCAGGAAACACAGAAGCAUUUGGAGCCAUAGCCGACUGUUACACAGAACUUGGUGAUCUAGAGCGAGCAGCCACUUUCUAUGAUCAGUACAUCUCUAGAUUACAAGCAGACUGAUUAGUUUCUUUAGUUCAAUUUUGUACUAGACAUUACUCCCCUGUAAACAGCUUUCGCCAUGUCAUGUUAUCUGUGAAACAUAACAUGCAGUCUAA
This is a messenger RNA of Erigeron canadensis, 1123 nucleotides long. RefSeq names its product protein FLUORESCENT IN BLUE LIGHT, chloroplastic. The record is from RefSeq and is a predicted model, not a curated record. Gene Ontology annotation, molecular function: protein binding. Gene Ontology annotation, biological process: chlorophyll biosynthetic process. The coding region runs from base 48 to 1028 and encodes 326 amino acids. NCBI's taxonomy places the organism in Eukaryota, Viridiplantae, Streptophyta, Magnoliopsida, Asterales, Asteraceae. The transcript has 5 exons.